Talpa occidentalis (Iberian mole) is the source of this 831-nucleotide messenger RNA. Its product is annotated as class I histocompatibility antigen, Gogo-OKO alpha chain-like. Gene Ontology annotation, biological process: antigen processing and presentation of endogenous peptide antigen via MHC class Ib; immune response; positive regulation of T cell mediated cytotoxicity. Gene Ontology annotation, molecular function: peptide antigen binding; signaling receptor binding. The transcript has 4 exons. NCBI's taxonomy places the organism in Eukaryota, Metazoa, Chordata, Mammalia, Eulipotyphla, Talpidae. Bases 95 to 433 code for a protein of 112 amino acids. Gene Ontology annotation, cellular component: external side of plasma membrane. The record is from RefSeq and is a predicted model, not a curated record.
GCAUGAGGUCACCCUGAGGUGCUGGGCCCUGGGCUUCUACCCUGCGGACAUCACCCUGACCUGGCAGCGAGAUGGGGAGGACCUGACCCAGGAGAUGGAGCUGGUGGACACCAGGCCUGGGGAAGAUGGAACCUUCCAGAAGUGGGCGGCGGUGGUGGUACCUUCUGGAGAGGAGCAGAGAUACACAUGCCACGUGCAGCAUGAGGGGCUGCUGGAGCCCCAAGUCCUGAGAUGGGUGCCCCCUCCUCAGUCCUCCAUCCCCACCAUGGGCAUCAUUGCUAGCCUGGUUCUCCUUGGAGCUGUGCUCACUGGAGCUGCGGUGACUGCAGCUGUGAUGUGGAGGAAGAAGCACUCAGGGAGACAAGGAGGAAGCUACACUCAGGCUGCAGGCAGCGACUGUGCCCAGGGCUCUGAUGUGUCUCUCAGCCCCUAAAGAUCUUUUACAAUGAACCUGAUGAGGCUCCUGUUGUGCACACCCUGGACAGCAGUGUGAUGGUGUCACUGUUGUUCUUAACUGUGAUAUUGAGCAUUUGUUCAUAUUUUAUUUUUCUUUGUCUACAUAAGUUGCUAUGUCUAUAAAUAAUAAUAAAUAAAAAGAUCUAUUUAUUCGUGCAUACAAGAACCAGGGUACAGGCCAGAUGCACAGGAGGUGAGAAGAUUUACCAGAGAUGUAGCGGGGAACAGAACAGGCAGACUGAUGAAAUACACUGCUGAGUGGAGCAGCGGGUGAGACAGGAGAGGUCUGCCACGCCAUGUGGGAUUCUCGCCCGCUGGAUGGGAUCGAACCUGCACUGCAGAGGCUGCGGACAGCUUCACAGUGCUGUGCUCAAC